This is a messenger RNA of Macadamia integrifolia, 2349 nucleotides long. Its product is annotated as ribonuclease III domain-containing protein RNC1, chloroplastic. Bases 320 to 1999 code for a protein of 559 amino acids. The record is from RefSeq and is a predicted model, not a curated record. Lineage: Eukaryota; Viridiplantae; Streptophyta; Magnoliopsida; Proteales; Proteaceae. Gene Ontology annotation, biological process: rRNA processing; regulation of gene expression. Gene Ontology annotation, cellular component: nucleus. Gene Ontology annotation, molecular function: double-stranded RNA binding; ribonuclease III activity. The transcript is spliced from 6 exons.
GACCAAGGUUUUAAAACUAGGAUCUGGGGCUAGAAUCGGUUCCAAGAACCCUAAAAUCGGCCAUUUGAUGUACAAGCUCACCGACACCAGUGAAUAUACGUGAAUCGGCCUUAUCAAAUCAGUAAGAAUCGGGAUCGAUCGUAGCAUGUCACUCUGAACUCUGAUGGAUGUCUUAUUUCUUACACGAUGCCUUAUCCAUUUAUCCAUCACUCCCGCUAAACCCUGCAAUAGAGAAACUCAAAACAGCAGCCAUAGCUUAGAGGUUCCAUUAAUGGCGAUCGGAAUUCUAUCUAAAUCCAAUUAGACCCAGUUCAGAGAAAUGGGUUUUCAAAUUCUCAGUUCCGUAUCACUGCCGAAGGAUUCUGUAACUGUGUUCCUUCCGGCGGUGGACAUUUCUUCCACUUUCAGACAUCUUUCUAAACCAGUAUCUGCUUCUUCGUCUGAUCUCUCUUUUUCUUCCUCAUUCUCUGCUUUUUCUAUCCAAACCCACCUCAAAUAUUGUAAAUUAAGAGAACCCAAGUCGCGGGAUUUCCGUAUUUUUUCUGUAGCUGUCGAUCCUCAAGAGCUUCCCAGAAGCAGCCCUCAGAGGCUUCUUAGAGAGCUUGCAGAGCGUAAAAAGGUCAUCUCUCCGAAGAAAAAGGUCCCUCCGAGGAGAUUCAUUCUCAAACCCCCUUUAGAUGACUCCAGAUUGGCCGAAAGAUUCCUCAAUAGCCCUCAGUUGUCACUCAAAGCGUUCCCUCUGUUGAGCUCUUGCUUGCCUACUUCUCGGCUCAACAAUGCCGACAAGACGUGGAUUGAUGAGUACCUGCUUGAAGCCAAGCAAGCUCUGGGUUACCCCCUCGAGCCCUCUGAUCGAUUUGACGACGACAAUCCGGCGAAACAGUUCGAUACUUUGUUGUACUUGGCUUUCCAGCACCCUUCGUGCGAGAGAACGAAAGCUAGACAUGUCCGGUCGGGCCAUUCGAGGUUGUUGUUUCUAGGGCAAUACGUGCUUGAGCUGGCAUUGGCUGAGUUCUUCUUGCAGAGGUACCCGAGAGAGUCGCCGGGUCCAAUGAGAGAGAGAGUGUUUGGUUUGAUUGGGAAGCGAAAUCUACCCAAGUGGGUUAAAGCUGCCAGGUUGCAGAAUUUGAUCUUUCCGUUUGAUGAGAUGGAUAAGUUGAUUCGGAAGGAGAGAGAGCCUCCCGUGAAGUCUGUCUUCUGGGCUUUGUUUGGGGCAAUAUAUCUCUGUUUUGGCAUGCCAGAAGUAUAUCGUGUUCUUUUUGAGGUACUUGGAAUGGAUCCUGAAGAUGAGAGCUGCCAGCCAAAAUUAAGGAGACAACUUGAAGACAUUGAUUAUGUUUCUGUGGAAUUUGAAAACAGAAAGCUCAGUUGGCAAGAUGUUGCUUCCUAUAAGCCUCCAGAAGAUGCACUUUUUGCACACCCAAGGCUUUUCAGGGCAUGUGUUCCACCAGGCAUGCAUCGGUUCCGAGGGAAUAUUUGGGAUUUUGAUAGCAGGCCCAAAGUUAUGCAAGCCCUGGGAUAUCCUUUGCAAAUGACUGACAGGAUUCCGGAAAUAACCGAGGCCAGGAACAUUGAACUUGGACUUGGGCUUCAGCUGUGUUUCUUGCACCCAUCAAAAUACAAGUACGGACAUCCUCGGUUUUGCUUUGAGCGACUGGAGUAUGUCGGCCAAAAGAUCCAAGAUCUUGUGAUGGCUGAGAAGUUGCUCAUGAAACAUCUUGAUGCUCCUGGAAGAUGGUUACAGGAAAGGCACCGACGUCUUCUGCUCAACAAGUGCUGUGGAAAGUACUUGAGGGAGAAGUAUCUCCACAACGUCAUCAUCUAUGGUGAGCAAGUCCAGGAUUCAUAUGAACACAACAGAAGACUCAGGAACCCAGCCACAACUGCAGUUCAACAAGCCAUCCAUGGGCUCUCGUACACUGUAUAUGGGAAGCCAGAUGUGAGGCGCCUUAUGUUUGAGGUGUUUGAUUUUGAGCAGAUUCAACCUAAAGCAGUAUGAAGCUUGUGACAAUUGGAAUCUGGCAGUGAUACUGUUAAGGGACAUCAUCUGACUGGUGGGGAUGAUCAAUGGGAGUACCAAUAGUCCAGCACUUCAAGGCUUCCCAAAUCACUAAACAUGAAACAGCAGAAGCAAGAAAAAGAAUAGCUGAGCUAGAAAGUUUCAAGUUUAGUAUGUCUUGUAAUGAUCGAGAUGCAUUAUUGUUUGUAGCUAUGACACCAGCACUUGGUUGUAACAUCAAAUAAUGGUUGUGAAGGAACGGUUACCUGGCAGUGAUAUAACCAUGUAAUAAUUGGAAAAAUUGCUACUUCAUUGCAUCAUCAAUAUAAGCUUCCUUUUGAUGGCUCAAA